Paralichthys olivaceus (Japanese flounder) is the source of this 4048-nucleotide messenger RNA. It is a transcript of the gene tgfb1a, whose product is annotated as transforming growth factor, beta 1a. Gene Ontology annotation, molecular function: cytokine activity; transforming growth factor beta receptor binding; growth factor activity. The record is from RefSeq and is a predicted model, not a curated record. Lineage: Eukaryota; Metazoa; Chordata; Actinopteri; Pleuronectiformes; Paralichthyidae. Gene Ontology annotation, cellular component: extracellular region. Gene Ontology annotation, biological process: transforming growth factor beta receptor signaling pathway; regulation of cell population proliferation.
UGGCCGUUACCCUCAUUUCCUGGGCGGAGAGCUCCUCGCUCUAUUAGACGAGUAACAGGAACCAAAAAAAGAAGAGUUAGAGGGAGAGUGAGAGGCAGAGGCAGAGCGAGUGAGUGCAGGAGAAAAGUUAGCUGAGCGACGAGCUCCCACAAAUCACUUUGUCACCAGCAAGCUCUGACAAGCACUAGAAAAGAGGGAGCGCACAAGGAGAGAGGCAGGGAGUUAAAGAGAGGUGUGAAUAGGGAGUUGUGUCAGAAAAGACUCAAGAGGGAGGGUGUGAAGGAGCUGUAGAGGGCAUAAACGAGGUGAUACCGAUGGAUGGAUAGAAGGGGAGACAGGACACAGACGAGACUGCAAUCUGAUUCCCAAAGCAGCCUGAGAGGGACUGUUACUCUUGCUUCUGCUGCCGUUGCUGCUGCUGUGACUGGAUGGUAUACGGUCAUUUAAACAGAAGGUUUGUCAAGCUUAAUACUUUGUCACAGGAGGACAGAUUUUCAUUUACAAGGAGAGUUUUGCUGUGUUUUCAUCUGAGAGAGUACACUAACAUAUCAUUUUAUAUUUGAGAAUGAAGACACAAAUAGAAUAACAGCUGUUCUCUCUGUGAGGCGUUGAAAGAAACUUCUGGUGAAGUGCAGCUGUACACAGAUCACAUGCUGUCGCUGCUGAAAAAGAGGUAGUCAGAGUGGUACAAGUUUGUCAGAUGUUUUUUAAUGUAGGGGCAUUUCUUGACUGCAUAGGUGUCUGACUAAUUUCGUGGAGGUAAAACUUUUGAAUACUGUUUUAUACUUUCAUUCUCUUCACUGUGGAUACUUGAUCAGCACUGGACUGACUCAAAUUGUCAGAGAGUUUUAAGAGGGUUGUAAAGGAAGCCAGAAGUCAUCUCAUCAAACUUCAACAACAGAGAAACAGGAAGGUCAUUUCUACAGUUUAAGCAUAGGACAGGUCAUUGCUAUUUUCUCUUUCUCAAAGGGGUUAGACAUUACAUCCAUGUACAGAAUAAUCCUGACUGGUUGAAGAGACCUCGUGGGAGAGGACAGGAAGAGGACAGGAAGCCGUGUCAGCUGAAAGCCCUAGUGUCAAAUGUAUGUAAGUUGGGUGCUGCGUUGUACAACUCCCUUCCCACAGACUGACUGUUGAGCAAUACAGCACUGAGCUGACACGUGGAGGUAAACUUACUUCAAUUUUAUAGUGAACAUAUCAGUCACAAGUUGGUUUGUCGGUUCAGAAGCAGCUCUGUUGUGUUCCGAGUAUCUGUAGAUUGAUGGGUGCUUCAGAAGUCUUCUGAGGCUUGGGAGCUCUGUCUGUGUGCAUGCUUGAUGGACUCUGUUAGCAUUUGACAGCUGCACUCUGGACUCACUUCAACGUCACUGAGUUACCUGCGAGGCUGAGUCAGAGGCUGGCUCAUCGCUCGAUGUCUGUCUGCCCACAGGGAUUCUCCCCACCUGCUUCUAUGCAAACAAGCCACAAGUGUUGGGUGGUUUUCAUAGCAGUGGCGGCAGCAGGGGCACUGGUAGUCCCGAACUUCUAGGACUCUCAACACUGCUUUAAUUGUUCUCCUGUGGAUAAAUACUUGCGUCAGUCACACCUCUCCGCUGAUUCACUAUUCCCUGAGCAUUGGAGGCAGGCAGUGAAAGAGAAGGUGAGGGAGGAUUUACCAAAAAACCGAAGCACAGAAGCUGUUACAGUCAGGUUGGUACCAUGAAGCUGGCACUGUUGAUGCUCAUGGUCGUAUACACAGUGGGCAAUGUAAGUGGCAUGUCUACGUGUAAGACAGUGGAUCUGGAGAUGGUGAAGAAAAAGCGCAUUGAGGCUAUUAGGAGCCAGAUCCUCAGCAAAUUGCGUUUGCCAAAAGAGCCUGAGCCUGAUCAAGCUGGAGAUGACGAGGAUAUCCCCAGCACUCUGCUGUCGCUCUACAACAACACCAAGGAGAUGCUGAAGGAGCAGCAGACUGACAUCAAGACAGACAUCUCCACAGAGCAGGAGGAGGAGGAGUACUUUGCCAAGGUGCUGCACAAGUUCAGGGUUGAGAACAAAAAAAAUGACACUGAUCGAGAUUCCAAAAAGAUCCUGAUGUACUUCAACAUCUCUCAAAUACGACAAAGUGUGGGGGAUUACCGCCUGUUGACUAGUGCGGAGCUGCGGAUGCUCAUCCAGAAACCCAUGAUAGUCAAUGAGCAGCGGGUGGAGCUGUACCGCGGGCUGGGGACGUCAGCCCGUUAUCUUGCUUCCCGCUUUAUAACAAACUAUUCGAAAGACAAGUGGUUGUCAUUCGAUGUCACAGAGACCCUGCAGAGCUGGCUCAAAGAAACAGAGGACGAGCGUUGUUUCCAACUCAGGCUCUUCUGUGGAUGCAGCGAACACGAGCCAAACACGGACAGCAAUUUCCGUUUUGUCAUCUCUGGCAUUAAUCCAGUCAGAGGAGACUUGGUAGCAAUACAAGAGUUGGGGCAGCAACCACCCUACAUCCUCACCAUGUCCAUCCCUCAGAACACCAGCACCCACCUCAGCUCACGCAAAAAACGCUCCACAGACGCGAAGGAUGCAUGUACAGCCCAGACAGAGACCUGCUGCGUGCGGAGCCUGUACAUCGACUUCAGGAAAGAUCUGGGCUGGAAGUGGAUACAUAAGCCGACAGGCUACCACGCUAACUACUGCAUGGGAUCCUGCACCUACAUCUGGAAUGCUGAAAACAAAUAUUCUCAGAUUUUGGCCUUGUACAAGCAUCACAACCCAGGAGCCUCUGCCCAGCCCUGCUGUGUUCCCCAGGCACUGGACCCACUGCCAAUCCUCUACUACGUGGGCAGGCAACACAAGGUGGAGCAGCUGUCCAAUAUGAUCGUGAAGUCCUGCAAGUGUAGCUAAAAAAACAACAUGGCACACUGCUCUGCCUCCCCUCAAACAUAAACUGAGAUAGAAGUCGUGUUUGAGACCAGAGGAGCACACAGAUAAAGAGGAUGAGAAUAAUGCAGACAAGAGAAAAGGAAAGUAUUGAAAGUAAUCUUUGUGGUCAAGCUGUCCUCCUUUGAGCUCUGCCAUUAUCAUUUCGGAACUACAUCAAUCCAUGGACUUCUUAUAUAGAUAUUAUAGAUAUUUGUAUGUGUAUAUACUUCUUCUUUGCAGUACUGAAAUAUCUGUCUUGAAAUGAAUUAAUUUAUUUGUUGGUUGGACAGAUUCCUAAAGAAGCGAUACACAUGUGUAAAAGUGUGUUGAAAGGAUCAAAAGGAUUUAUUAUGAACAAAAACAAAAUUGGAUAAAAGAUGCCAAUGGACAUGAGGACCAGGAUAACCUGGAUGGAAGAGAGCUUUUGUUUUUACAAGUCUGAUGAUUGUCAGGGACAUUUCUGUUUGACACAUCAUCUUCAUGAAGAGGUCACAGUCAACGGUAUUAAAUUCCAGGCGUGUUGGGGUUUUCCUGGACAAUAAUGCUGCAGGUACUUUUGGAGAGAGUUCCGGCAUAAAGGACACGAGAAACCGCAGGGACAGUCCGACCUGGGGAAACCCCCUCUGACUGAGAGGCUGUCAGCCGACAGAACGCUUCACAGGAACCGUCCAUCAGUUUUACCUGCUCUGUUUGUUUAUUUUUCAACCCACGUGAAUUUUGCAAUGCUUUUUCGUCACUGUGUUUGUGUUCAUAAUUGAAUGUCAGCUUGUCCUCGGGCUGUCAAAGCCAUGAGUAAUAUCACUAGUUGUGAGAGUGAUGACACCAUGUUUUUCUCCCUCUCGGGAUUGACAGCGGGUGUGUUGUCUUUAGAUGGUGAGGGUCAGGGGAUGUGGUUGUGGUGUUGGUUUUAGGAAAAAACUUGAUACACACUUUGCUGUUUUGUUAACCAAUUGCAGGCAAUUUAUUGCCUUUUAUUUCAGGACAAGUUUUUACUUUCAUCUGAAGUGUGAUGCGUUUUGCACAGCUCAAGAAUGAAUUAAUUGUUUCUGAUAUGUUUUAGAAAAAAACAACACAUUUUUUCUGUUUACUCUCUUUUAUAGUGCACUUACCAUUUGAAAUUUGUAUCUGUAAAUAUUUAAAAAAAUUUGAAAUAAACAUUAAUGUUAAA